AUGGCACCAGGCAUGGGUCACUGUCAAACAGCUGCUGGACAAGAUCCCACAUGGUCUCGCACAACGGGACGACAUGCGCAAACCGGACAAGAUGGCCGUCAAGACCCAACCAUCUUGUGUCAAACAGUGCGUAGGGUCAUUCAGAUAGCCGGCAAGCCCACGUCAGAGGUCAGCUAUAUCGAGGCCCUUUCUUUCGUUGAGACCGAGGAAGAGAUGGGCGUGCGACUGGCGCAGCACCUACGCCAGAGAAAGAAGGAGCAGCGCGAGUACCUCGCCGGCCAGAAGAAGAUGGAACGUCAGUACCUUGGACGACGAUUCCAGUGGGUGAAAAAGUGUAUUCGGGUGUAUUGCGUGUACGCUGUUAUAUCUGGUGUGAAUCCUGCAGUGGGCCAAGUGGCCAAGAAAUGCCCUAUUGGCUUUACUUGGUGCACUGCCACCUCCCUGAACGCCACGGUGGCUUGCGCGCCAUCUAAUACCUUGGAACCCCAACGUCUUUUUGAACAGCUGUAUCACGACCAACGCCUCAACCGCGAUGGGUACAAGCCGAAGAAGUCCAAGAAAGACAAGGGGCCCAAGAAGCCCAAGAAGUCUAAGAAGGGCACCAAAGCCCAGAAGGCCGCUGUGGCCUUCUCCGCGACUGUGGAGCAUAUAGACCUCGGUCGGGAUAUUCUCCUGCUCGAGUCCUGUCUGCAAGUAUGGAGACUACUCAGAGUGGUCCGCUUGCUCAGCAAGAUUGAGCCCAUCGAGCGAUACGCCUCGAGGCUCACACCUGGCACGUCGUGGGGUUUACACACAGGCUCAUUCCAAGAAGAAGAUCCCUUACAGAUUCUCUAUGGAGACGCCCCUUGA
Messenger RNA from Anthostomella pinea, 849 nucleotides. NCBI's taxonomy places the organism in Eukaryota, Fungi, Ascomycota, Sordariomycetes, Xylariales, Xylariaceae. The record is from the annotation of a GenBank genome assembly.